Molecule: messenger RNA, 5923 nt
Organism: Schistosoma spindalis
Lineage: Eukaryota; Metazoa; Platyhelminthes; Trematoda; Strigeidida; Schistosomatidae
Source: the annotation of a GenBank genome assembly
CAGGGGGUUUUCUUAGGGGGCCACACCCCGAGCAUUUGACCUAAAGGUCUAACCCACAAGGCAGUGGAGCAUCGUGAUGAGAUGCAGUCCCAUGGUAGCCGGUGACCAACGAUUGGUUCAUACAUUUGUUCGUUCAGGAUACUAGCCUAUAGGCACCAUUGGUUUGGGAUCCGGUUAAAGCUCCGGACAUUCGAUCUUCAGCCAUCCUGUCUGAGGCUCUGCUUUUCAGUCGUUGCUGAGUGUUAUUCCUGAUCUUGAUUUCCGCUUCCGAUUUCCGGCACCAUAUGUCCCUCAGUACGUCCCGUUUCCCUUUUUUCUUGAGGAUUCCAUGUUGGGACUUGCUUUUUGAUACAGUUUAAUUAUUUCUGCAGUGUCCUAUCCAUUACUAGCGUCUUCUAAUUUCCUCUCUAACCGGGAGCUGGUUUGUUCACUGGUAGAGUGAGUUAUUGCUGAUGGUCUCUGGCCGAUGGAUUUGGGGUAUCUCACACAGACGGUUGUUUACGGAUACCUUUGCUCUUUUGGUGAUGGUGAUGACAAUUGUCCAAGUUUCGGCUCCAUGCAAUAGAAUUGUUUUAACGUUAGUGUUGAAGAUUCUUACUUUGGUAGUGGGUGACGGUUGUUUUGAGUUCCAGAUAUUCUUCAGUUGCAGGAGUGUUGCCUUUGCAGUACAGACUGGUACGUUUGCAUCUGCAUCAGAUCCUCCUAGUUUGUCGACGAUGCUGCCCAAGUAGGUUAAGGCUCCCGCUUCUUCGAAAGCUUUGCCAGUAAGUGUGAUUUGACUGGUUCUCAAUGUGUCGUGCUUCAGAAGCUUGUUGUUUCCUCUGUGUUGGGGCAUGCUACUGCGAAAGCUGCUGGUACGAUGUCUGUCUUUGCAUUUGUUGCUGUGUUUGCCGUUGAAGGAUUAAGUCAUUUACAAGAUCAGUCACUCAGCUGCGUCCAAUGUGUCUGCUGGAUUUCGUGUUUUUCUUGCGAUGUGGUCUUCAUAAUCCAGUGAACAAUCAGAAGAAAGAGAAAAUACGUAAUUCGAAAGCUUUGUCUAAUACUAGUUUUUAUCUGUAGUUGAUCUGUAAUCUGGUCACCAUGCACGACUUUGCAGUUCAGUUCGGUGUUGGGGUUCCAUGUAAUGAUGAAGGUUUUCCUAGGUACUCCUUAAUGUCGAAGGAGAAUUUACAAGUUUCUAUUAUCCAUACUGUCAGAUGGCUUCUCCUAACCACGGAAGUUGAUGUAUAGAGAUGAGUUCCAUUUAAUUGAUUGCUGGACAGUAGUCCGCGUUUUUGCGAUUUGGUCGGUAUACCAUCGAUCCUUAUAGAGAUCUCUAAGUUUGGAAUUUACUGAGUCCUUCGUUUGCUUUACUAACAUCCUGUUGAAAACUUCGACUGGUACGGACAGUAGCGUGUUCCGUCCGUAGUUCUCCUUUGGUACGUUGAUGAAGUAUCCCUCUCCAGUCUGUUAGCACUUGUUCUUCAUCCCAAAUCUUUCUGAAGAGAAUGUGGGACAUGUUUGCAGCUGCCUCCAUAUCUGAUUGAAGCGCCUCAGCUGGUGUACUGUCUAGUCCAACUAUUGCUAUGGCAUUCCUGAAUUGUCUAGUGGCUUUGCUAAUUCCUUUGAUUGUUGGUGGGGUACCGUUUAUAGGAGAUAUUUGUGUGCUGCCUCGAUGUUGACUGUGCCCAGCGGUGCUGGUCUCUUCAGGAGAUCUUCAAAGUGCUCUGCCCACCUGUCCGACUGCCGUUGACCCUCAGUGAUUGGUUUGCCUUCUUUGUUUUUGACUGGUCGCUCUGGUCUACUAUGCUUUUGUGCAAGCUGCUUGGUUGUGGUAUCACAUAGUUCUCUCAUAUUUCCCUAUCUUGUAGCUUUCUCUGCUAUGGUUUCCAGACCUUCUACAUGCUUCCGCUAAUCAGCUCUAAUGCUCUUUCACUAGUUUGUUUGCUUCUGUGUACUCGGCCUGUGCCCUGGUUUAUUCUGCUUUUGUUUAGCUAUUGUUGAUUGCUGUUUUGUUUCUCCUUUGGCGUAUCCUGCUCAGACUGUCUACGGAAAUCUACUCUUCAUACUGAUGCUUCUUGUGGGUCAACACCUGAGAUGUUGAAAUUAUUACCUCUCGAAUCACUUUGCAGUCGUUGCUUAUGGUGGUUUCCGUUUCUUUUAGUAGGUCUUGAAAGGCUUGGCGCUUGUUGCUGACAAUUGCUAUGCUGAUCUCUGAACUUUUUUUCGUCUCAAAGGAAGGCUAUACUAGACAUUUGUAGUAUUCCUUAUGUAACUGCACAACGCUUCUUUCGGUUCGGUACCACCAUCUGGUGAUCUGAAUCUAUAUCAGCUCUCUUUGUUCUUAUUUCUUCCGUGGACCUCGCGGAUCUUUUAUUGAGACAAAUGUGAUCGAUCUGGUUUUUCGUGGUGUGGUCCAGUGAGACCGUGUUAGCUUCAGGUACACAUCUGUGGUGGAAAAUGACACCGCCUAUGACUAUGCUGAAGGCAUGCAGAUCUAUCGGUCUCUUGUCAUAUUCGUUCCUUCCUCCUAGUCCAUUUCGUUUCAUAAUGCGUUCGUAUCUGGUGUUGUUCACUCCGACCUUGGUAUUUGGGUCCCUCAUCAGGAUGGUCAGGUGUUUCCCUGAUUCUUUCCCUACGAUGGACUGCAGCCUCUCAUGAAAAUGGUGUUUAUCAUGUUCACUGCUAUAAUUGGUGGGUACAUAGCACAGGAUCACAUUCGUCGUAAUCCUUCCCUUCUUUGUUUUGGAAGGUGCUUUGAUGGUCUCGAAACUCUGAGUCUCCCAUCCUAGAUUUGUUCAUUCUAUUCUUCUCUUGACAGGAUUAGUACAAUUCCUUGUGUUUGUGUGUGUGGGAGGGCACUUUCUUUAUGACUAGACUUCGGUGACAGUUUUCUCAAGUUAGUGUUUUUUUUCCAGAUUGAGUGCAAUAAGUUACUCCUAUUCUAAUCCCGGUCAGUUUGUAUUUGUGCAUUUCUGUAUCUUUUCGAUUUCUACCAUUGGUCUCCCAUAUUGUUCGGAUAUCCGGGGUACCCAUAUUUACCGUUUUCCUGUUUGUUGGAGGGAGUAUGAACUUCAUGACUUCUGAAGAAUCGUGGCUUUCACCGUGAGACUUUAUAACUAAUGUAUAUAAAGACUUAUAAUGUGAGGCUAGAGUUGGGAUGAGUUUUUCUAGUCAAUGUUUAUAUAGUGGUGUUGUUUCUUAAGUGAUGGAGCUUGUGACAACCGACAGUAGCCCGGGAAUGUUUCUAAUCUGAGUACAGGACAUACUUCUACGUAAUCGAGUUUGCGUUUUCUUUACAACUCUUUGUUUACGUCAUGCUAAAUUGUGUGGUAAUCGGUACUAAUGCCUAUAUAUACCUUGCUUGAACUCUUACUUAAACUAAUUAGCUGGCAAGUGCAAUCAUAUCACUUAAAAUCAAUACGAUAAUUAGCGUAAUAUACAAAUUCAUUGCUCUGUUACUAUUUCUGCAACUAUUCAUAGAAGUUAAGCGCAUAAAGGUACGUGCAAUAUCUUCCACAUUAUUACUAUCUACAACACAAUCGCGAAUGUUUUCACUUAUUCAGUUGAAAAAGCAAAUCAGUUUAUUCUCUUUUCUAUAUUUUCUCUACUUUUAGCAACACUUACUCAUUUUGUGUUUGUUCGUAGAUUUUAUUGUUGGAUUGAAAAUAUGUUGUCAAGCAUAAAUCGAUGAGUUCUACUAGAACGUUCACUCAUGUUAGAAACUUGUACAUAAGUGUUGAUAUUGCUUUUCUCAAUAACUAAUUAGUCAUUUCCAAAUUGGAACGUCGUUCCAGUGGUUAAAAUAUCCUAUUUUGAUCCAAUAAAUUGUGGGCUUUGAAAGCUACAACUACUUCGGUCUGACCUAAUCAGCAUUCAAUUUCUAACCAAUAGGGGGAAGUUUGCCAACCUGUUCCGCCUACUUUGGUUUAAGCAUUUAGGUGGUAUCACCAGUUCUUACCCAGACACUGCUUUGAAACCACACACUCAGCGAACAAGUUACUUCGAUUUGAUCAGGAUGCACCCAAAACUUUUAUUUGUACUUGGUUGGUAAGUUACAUUAAGUUUCCUUCCAAAGUUGCCUAUUGUUGCUUGUAUCUAUUAUGUAGAAUAACUUACUAUUGUUUUUCGGUUUCAGCAUUAAGAUAUGCCACUUCCUAAACAUACAGUUCAACCGGUCAAACUCAGUCAGGUAGUUGUCCCGAAUGGCAUCGACAAUGAGUUGGAAUUUGUGGUUAAUUCCACGGUCUGCAAUGUCAUGAGACAGAUAGCAUCAGUUAGCCGAUUGGCCAACACCAUGUUCGAAGAACUCACUACCGAUUUUUCUCGACUAGUUGAGCGGACUGUUCGUCUGCAAAAUCGUCUGGGAAAACUUCAUGAAGAUAUGCAAACGGCGCGCAGCGGUGACGAAGACCUUACUGCCGGAGUACAAGAAGUUGAGAUUCCGGUGUUCUCUAGCAAAAAGCCAACCGAUAGCCAGGUAUUAAAUCAAAAUACCAUACCUCCUUCUAUGCGGUCACAAUAUGAUCAAGCAGAAGCAGCUCCAGCACUUCAACAAAUGGAUGAACUCCGAGAUGAUAAGAAAACUAGCAUGAGGUUGUAUUCAGAUCCCAGCUUUUUCUUUGAUUUAUGGAGUCAGGAAAUGUUACAAGAUCGCAAACAUAAAAGAGCCGCCAAGAAAAAAAGACCGAAAGGAAAGGGAAAAGCUGCUCCACUUAAAAGUGGAUCUAAUCAGGGAGCUCAGAAACCUCAACUUAUCAUUCAGCAACCAGGAGUUGGCGGCCAUAAACUUCCUCCACCGUUAUUCGAGCAAAAUGGUUCUGUUAAUGCCGGUUCUCAUAUGGAUAGAAAUGUCAAUAUUGUCAACUGUAAACCUACCCAGCAUCAGUUUCUGAAUAAUGGGGAUUUCGGAAAUCCUUCAUUACCACCUCCGCCACCUCCACCGAAUACUCUUCAUUCGUCAAUGCAAGUUGAUAAUGCAAAGGAUUUUCGACAUGCAUCUAAUCAAAAGAGUGGUUAUUGCCCAAUUAAACCUGACAUUGAUGGUAUCAAUCAGUUUCCUUCAGUUACCAACAACAUUUGUAGCAACCAUGACCCUUCACCAGCCCAUCAGAUGACUCUUCCUGACCCUCCCGCACUCCAUACACAGAUGGCAUCUCUUAUUUUACCACCACCACUUCCUCCAGCGUUUUUGAGCGACGGAGAGUCAAAAGUCCCAGACAUGAGCGAAAAUUCACAUCCGAAUGAUGAAGCUGCUAGCAGAGACCCCUCUAGAAAAGAUGAAGAUGGUAGGAUAUCAUCACCCACACAAAUGCAUGAUGGUAAAGAAAAACAGUCUCAGUAUAUUAAUUCUGUAGGUAUGGAAUCGUCAUCAUCGGCACUACAUAAUCUUCCUCCACCUCCUCCCGCGCCGAUUUUCGAGGCGAAAAACUUCAGUGAGCCUUGUAAACCCAGCAAACAGCUUAGCGAGUCGGAUACUUGUGGUCAUAAGUCCACUUCUUCGACCCUCCCCCCUCCAGUGACACCUUUUGUUGUUUCGUCACCUCAAACAUCUAUUUUAUGCUCAUCUACACAACCUCCACCACCCCCACCUCCACCUCCCUUCAUACCAACCCAGAAAGUUGGGUCUGAAAGCCCGAGCAAUCAAGCAACUUUAUCAACUAAGAACACUAUCUCACGAUGCAAUGUACCUCAGUGUCCUCCUGCAGAUUUGCUUUCUGCUAUACGCGCUGGCUGUCAGUUACGCAAAGUAGGUGAACGGAAUCUUCCCGAUCAAUCGAAAUUUAGCCGUGCAAAUAGUUUAUCGACUCUGGUGAACAAACCUAAGGAUGUUCAAGCGAUUUAUGAAGCUGUUAGGCGUCGUCGGGAAUGUAUGGAAAAUUCCUCGGAAGAUGACGAUGACGACAAAGAUGCAGAUAGUAAUUCUUCCGGUUGGGAGGACUAG